This is a messenger RNA of Siniperca chuatsi (mandarin fish), 8497 nucleotides long. RefSeq names its product adenylate cyclase type 1-like. The record is from RefSeq and is a predicted model, not a curated record. Gene Ontology annotation, cellular component: plasma membrane. Gene Ontology annotation, biological process: intracellular signal transduction; adenylate cyclase-activating G protein-coupled receptor signaling pathway; cAMP biosynthetic process. Gene Ontology annotation, molecular function: adenylate cyclase activity. The transcript has 20 exons. The coding region runs from base 2760 to 6125 and encodes 1121 amino acids. NCBI's taxonomy places the organism in Eukaryota, Metazoa, Chordata, Actinopteri, Centrarchiformes, Sinipercidae.
AUGUAAUUAAAACGCAAAGCUGUGAGGACAAAGCAUCACACUGCUGAGGAGGCAUUUAUGUAAAAACAGUUGCUGAUACAGGAUUUUAUUAUCAUGUCAAUCCUGGACUAUUUUUCAUAUUUCAAUCCAACGAACAGAUCUAUGUCCUUUGCUUGAACUAUUUCUGGAAGGCGAGUCAGGCAAAGUGGACAACUGCCCUAGGGCCCUAGACCCCCAGGGGCCCCAAACCCCCCAGGUUUACUGUAAUUUUGUAGUAAUUUUGUUAAAUGUAAUUUUCUUUGGGAAUAUCAGAAUAUACACUACUAAAAUACAAUAGAGGCUGACGUGAUAAGAGCAAAGGUAUAUUUAUUUCUUCAUUUUAUUGUAUUUCCUUUAGCUUCAACCGUAGCAGUUGCUAAUCCUCCAGGGGUCCACACACACACAUAAAAUGUCCAAAUAAAACAUUAAUAAAAAAAAUAUGGCAAUGUCUAAACCAGACCACAAAGUCGUUAAUGACUUCUUGUCUUCAAGAACCUUCCUUUGUCAAACUCAAGUUUUAUACUAGUGUGACUCCCCAAAUUGUGUUUGAUCACCACAUUACCACACAGCAAACCUGAAGUUAUUCUAGCACAGGAAUACGAUCCACAGAGAUGGAAACUUAUAAUAAAACUUAUUUUCACCCCAGGCCCCCCAAACAGAUUAAUCUGGCUAUGCAUACAGUAUGAACAUGGAUAUAUGGAUAUAUGGACAUAUUCCUGUAAACGUUUUUGUGUUCUACUCUAAAUAUUAGUAUUAUCCUCAAUCUGCAGCCUUAAUAUAUUAUAAUUGGGAUGAGGACAUUGAGAAGAGUCAAUGAUGCACAUGAAUGUGUCACACUGUCACUUUUCUGCAUGUACGUUAAACCUUUAUGUGGAAUGUUAUGAUAAGGUGAAUACAUAUAAUACAUAUAUCAUAUGCAUGUCAAUACUUCCCAUUAUGUAUUGGACUGGUAGCUCUUAAUGUGAUAUAGGAAAAUUUUUAUGGAUAUCCUGAAGACCUCUGCUGUAAACUAUUACUAACUAAUACUAAUAUUUUACACUUAAAUCUCAUUUUCUACCUCUUGAUAUGUGAUUCUAAUUCAUUGCACAUUUUAAUUUCAUAUAACCUAUUCUUAUAUGGCAACUUUAUAAUGAUUUUUUCUCCAUGUUGUACUUCUGCUCCUAUAAUUUAUACUAUUUAGCUGACAUUUAUCUUUCCAUAUUGCAUGUUUAUAUGCCCUUCUAUGAUAAUAUAAAUGAUAUUUUCACUGAAAUAUGCCUUUAUUUUGUUACUAUUUGUUCUGCCACUACCGAAUUUCAACCUGAGGUGAAAACUUCUAUUAAAUAACCUAUAUGACAUUGAAAUCAUUGAAACAUGCACAUAUCAUGUACAUGCACAUAAACACUUCCCAUUUUUAUGACUCAAUUUGGAUAUAAGCACAUUUUGGAUAUCCUGAAGAUCUCUGCUCAUUAUAUUCUUAUAUAACGUUUUUUUUUUAAACUGUCAAUUACCAUAGACUGCAUUUUUGCUACUGCAGCUGCUGCUGUUUUGCAAGCCAUUUACCCUUCUCUUAUUUCCCAUCUUUUCCCAUUGUUUAAUUCACAGUUCUACUAACUGAUUCUUAUUGACAUUGUCAGUUGCAUAUGUAUAUGUCCUUUUUUUGGUUACAUUAAGAUAUGCCUUUAUUCUAUCAGUGUUUGUUCUGCAGCGACCGAAUUUAUCCUCGUGGGUGUUUAAGUUUCAACUGGCAGUAAAAACUCAAAUUAAACUCACAUUAAAUAACCUACAGCAUAAUACAAAGAAAUGCACGGAAUAUGCGCAAAUGCAUGCACAAAAUAUGCAAAAAUGCACAAAACAUGCCCUCAACCAUAACAAUGGUGCAUCACAUUUUAAGAUGCACGUCAUCAUUCUUACAUUUUCACUGUUAAUUCGGGGAGAGAGCGCUAUUUUUAGUCUCCCUGCACGACUAUUACCUCCCCUCUGUAACGAGGUUUUCUGUUAACUCUGUGUGAAAUGAGCAUUUGACUCUGCAAUAAAAAUAUAUGAGGGGAAGAGAUGCGGGAAAGACCAAAUCGUUGCUAUAUUGGACCAUCCACCGGUGCAGCUGGUCUAUUUUUAGCUGGGAACUACAUCAGCUCUGACUGCAGACACUGUGAGGGGAAAUCACCAGCGCUGUUUUGCUGCUGUCUUCACCCAACCACUGACAUUUCACUCAAACACAUUAAAGCGGGAGAAAGACACACAGUAGAAUGUAAUAUUUACUGUGUGUUUGUGUGCGAGCUGUGCGUCUCAGAGGCGAGACAAAGAGAGAAAGUAAACCCGGAGAAAAUAUUGUCACAUCAAUUUUUUUUUUUGUGUGACAAGGGCUGUUCGCUGAGCCUCGUGGUGAGGUGUUUUGACUAUCAUCAUAAGCAAGCCUCCUAUGAGUCCUGUUAGAGCGCAGGAUCACCGGUAACCUUGUCUCAGGCACAGCAGGUGGUCCGAGGGGGGUGGGGGGGCGGGUGGGGGUGGAGGAGAGAGAGAGAGAGAGAGAGAGAGAGAGAGAGGCUGCACAUUGGUCGGGCUACUUUUCUGACGACACACCAACAAUCGUCAACCUGUGGAUAGGGCGCGCGCGGGGCUCUGUUGUCUCCACUGCCACCCUCUCCCCUCUGACACCCAUCCCGACAUCCAGGACGCAUGAACUGGGAGAGGGUGCCGGUUCGAUUCCCGAACGGAGGAGAGGAACCGAAAAGUUGAGGGGUCGCGCGCCACCCCGCUUCAUGAAUGGCCGGAACAUGGAGGAGAUGCCAUUCGAAAGAGUCAAGACCCGGCGGAGGAAGGGUCACUGUCCGGCCGGUGCACCCCUGGGCGCCAUCGCCUGCGAGGACGAGUUCAAUAGCCAGGAGCUGGAGGCUCUCUUCCAGAACUACAACCUGAAGCUGGAGCAGACCGCCACCCUCAAAGCGCUGGCGGUGCUCAUCGUGGCCGCGUCGUCGCUGUCCCUGAUGGAGCUGCUGUCCAACCCGCGUCUCACCUUGUCCAAGGGCUCCUACCCGGUGCACUGCGUGGUAUUCCUGUCGUUGUUUAUCGUCACCAACGUCAAAUACCUGCAGGUGACGCAGCUGCAGCAAAUAGCGAAGCUGGCCCUGCUGUUCAGCUUCACCUUUGCUCUGCUCUGCUGCCCGUUCCCGUUGGCGCUCGGCACGGCGGAGCUGGUGAGCGCCGGUGCCCCUGAGCAAGGCGUGUGGCAGCUCAUGCUGGUCACCCUCGUGGCUUACGUGCUGCUGCCGGUGCGGACGCUGCUGGCUGUGCUGUUCGGGGUGAUGCUGGCUGCAUCCCACUUCAUUGUUAUAGCGACGUCGGUCACGGGAAGGAAACAGAAGCUGUGGCGACCGCUGGUGGCCAAUGCGGUGCUGUUCACCAGCGUCAACUUGUCGGGGGUGUUUGUGAGGAUUCUCACGGAGCGCACCCAGAGGAAAGUCUUCCUGCAAGCCCGCAACUGCAUCGAGGAGAGGCUGAGACUGGAGGAUGAGAAUGAGAAACAGGAGCGUCUGCUAAUGAGCCUACUGCCCAGGAAUGUUGCCAUGGAGAUGAAGGAGGACUUCCUGAAGCCGCCUGAAAGGAUCUUUCACAAGAUCUAUAUCCAACGUCAUGACAAUGUCAGCAUCCUGUUUGCAGACAUUGUGGGUUUCACCAGCUUGGCUUCUCAGUGUACUGCUCAGGAACUGGUCAAACUACUCAACGAACUCUUUGGGAAGUUUGAUGAGCUGGCUACAGAGAAUCACUGCAGGCGGAUAAAGAUCCUGGGGGACUGUUACUACUGUGUGUCGGGACUGACCCAACCCAAGGCAGACCACGCCCACUGCUGUGUGGAGAUGGGACUGGACAUGAUUGACACGAUCGCGUCGGUGGUGGAGGCGACAGAGGUGGAUCUGAACAUGCGUGUUGGUCUGCACACAGGACGGGUGCUGUGUGGCGUGCUUGGCCUCAGGAAGUGGCAGUAUGACGUCUGGUCAAACGAUGUCACACUGGCAAAUAUGAUGGAGGCCGGAGGGCUGCCUGGCAAGGUGCACAUCACAAGGACCACCCUGGAGUGUUUGAAUGGAGACUACGAGGUGGAACCGGGCUUCGGCCACGAGAGACAUGCCUUCCUUCAGAAACAUCACAUAGAGACAUAUUUCAUCGUGCCAUCACACAGACGCAAAAUCUUUCCCGGUCUUAUUCUGUCAGACAUCAAACCAGCCAAGAGGAUGAAGUUUAAGACAGUGUGCUACCUGCUGGUGCAGCUGAUGCACUGUAGGAAGAUGUUCAAGGCCGAGAUCCCCUUCUCCAACGUCAUGACCUGCGAGGAUGAUGACAAGCGGAGAGCCCUGCGGACUGCGCCAGAGAAGCUGAGGAGUCGGACGUCCUUCUCAGCCGCGGCCGUGCAGCACUCGCCAGGAACUCGAGUCAACCGCUACAUCGGGCGGCUCAUCGAAGCACGGCAGACCGAGUCCGAGACAACAGACCUCAACUACAUCACCCUGUUCUACAGGAGCAGAGACAGGGAGCGCAGGUAUCACCAGGUGUAUGACGACCAUUUCAUCAGUGCAGUGGUUCUCUCUCUGAUCCUCGCUGCUCUGUUUGGCCUUAUCUAUUUGCUAAUGAUCCCACAGGGGAUGCUGGUGCUGCUGCUGCUGGUGCUAUGUGUGUGUUUCCACGUGGCCUGUGUCAUGUACCUACAUCUCACCAGUGUUCAGUGCCAACCAGGCUGCCUCACCAUCCAGAUCCGAACAGUGCUGUGUAUCUUCCUCAUUCUGCUCACCUACUCUGUUACCCAGGCCUGUGUGGUGGGAUGUGUUCCUUGGGGGAGAGUUGGGACAAACUCCAGCGACUCAGUGGAGGAUGUCCCUGCAGACGCCAACAGCACAGCAGCAGACAGAGCUUGUCCCAACAUGGCGUACGCCCUGCUGUCCUGCGUGGCCUGCACCCUCACUAUUGUCCCCUACCUCAGAGUCUCCUCGCUCCCCAAGAUCCUCCUGCUCCUCCUCCUCUCUGUCACCUACACCGUCGUCAUGGAGACCAGCGGCUAUCGCCAAGCUGUGGGAGGAGGGUUUCUCCACACACAGGGGUACGAUCCUGUGUUGGCUGUCUUGCUGUUUUCUGGAGCUCUGGCUCUCCAUUCAAGACAGCUGGACCUGAAGCUGCGGCUCGACUAUCUCUGGGCUACUCAGGCGGAGGAAGAGAGAGACGACAUGGAGAAGGUGAAGCUGGACAACAAGAGGAUCCUGUUCAAUCUGCUGCCGGCGCAUGUGGCUCAGCACUUCCUCAUGUCAAACCCCAGGAACAUGGACCUGUACUACCAGUCCUAUGCUCAGGUUGGAGUGUUGUUCGCCUCCAUCGCCAACUUCAACGACUUCUACAUUGAGCUGGACGGGAACAACAUGGGCGUCGAGUGUCUCAGGCUGCUCAAUGAGAUCAUCGCUGACUUUGAUGAGCUGAUGGACAAAGAGUGCUACAGGGAUAUUGAGAAAAUCAAGACUAUUGGCAGUACAUACAUGGCUGCAGUAGGGCUGGUUCCUACAACUGCCUCCAAGGCGAAGAAGUCCAUCACCUCACAUUUAUGCACAGUGUCAGAUUUUGCCAUCGAGAUGUUUGACGUCCUGGAUGCCAUCAACUACCAGUCUUACAAUGACUUUGUCCUGAGAGUAGGAAUCAAUGUGGGACCAGUUGUGGCAGGAGUCAUUGGAGCCAGAAGACCUCAGUAUGACAUCUGGGGAAACACAGUGAACGUAGCCAGCAGGAUGGACAGCACUGGAGUACAAGGAAAGAUACAGGUAACCGAGGACGUUUAUCGUCUCAUCACAGACUACUACAACUUCGUUUGCCGCGGCCAGGUCAGCGUGAAGGGCAAAGGUCAGAUGCUCACAUACUUACUGGAAGGGAGCAGGCAAAGCAGCAGGCCAUCUCAAACCCAGCAGCAGCUAGGCAAUGUCGAGCGCCGUUCGAGCGCGUUCACCCGUGGCAGCGUGUGCACCAGGCUGAGCCCCGCCCCCACGGUGACCACCUACGCUACCAUCAGGACCCCGAGCCCGAGCAUGGCCAAACCAACCACCUCCACCAGCACCACCAGGUACCUGCCCUCUGCCCCCACGGCAAUGGUGUGACGGAGGCUGUCUCCAUGGCGACCGUGGAAAACAAGAAAAUGAGAGUGGAGGUGGGGGAAUAGCGUGGAUGGCAACAACAUAGCAGUAGCAGAGAGAGUUCAUUAAAAGAGUUUAUUAAAAUGAGGAAAAAGUAGAGCCGUUCUCCACUCUUCUUGUACUGUCUGUGGGACGCAGGGGCUGAGAUGCUGAUCGUCCAAUGGGAGGCCUGGACUCGGGCCUGGACUGCGUUUAGGCCUGAUCACGGGAGUCUGAGGCGGCCUCGGACCCACGGACUCUCCCUCCACACUCGAACCCUGUUUGUCGUUUCACACCUCAGGGUGUCAUGAACAGGAUACAGGAUGCUUUAGCCACGUUGCUCUGUAAUCAAUCAAAGGCCACAGAUGGCUCCACAAUUUCAGAGUUGACUCCCAAAACUGUAUAAAAAUAUAAUAAAGUAAAUCAGCAUCAAAAUAAAAACGCCUUGCAAUGCACAAUUGAUAGUGUAGCACGCAGGCCUCUCACAACAACAUCCCGAAAUUCCUUUAACAACUUUAGCUGACCCUUUUCUCUCAGUAUAAAACCAAAUCAGUGCUGUUGCCUUAGCGACCACUCCUCACAAUGAGUUUCUUGCCAUUUUUUUGUUGCCUUUUAGAUCCUUUAUUGAUUUAUUGGACACCAAUUCAGAUGAAUUAAUGAACUAAUUACAGCAUUGUUGUCCAAGAUAUACAUGUUUUUAAAGUGGAUGAAGCCAAAUGUAUAAUUGUAAAUGGCAGUUAAUGGUGCCAAAACACGACAAGGCAUUGCCUUCAGUCAUAUCCGGGUCAGUGAGACUGUACGUUUAUGCCCCUUCACUUGAACCCUCCAACGGCACAUGAAGUAAACUCUUGAUUCUCUGAGCGGAGCUGCUCAGUGUCUUUAAGUGCAUGAUGCCACUGCUGCAUUCCAGCCAUGUUCGCUGUCUGUUUCCCUGUGAUGCUUGACUUCCAGAUUCUUCCUCGUCAAAGUGUAGCAAUAAAGCGGUUUGUCUCCUAUCUCAGCCUAUUCACCCUUGCAUGCUGUAGCCAGAUGGAUCCUAUUUUGACCUGAUAGUGUAUGUAGCCAAUAGAGUGUGCAUAGCUAGCCACACCAGUCUGUAUCUCUGUGGAGUUGAAGCAUGACUUAGAAAACUUAUUUUCUGUAUUGUGGGAGUGUGAUUCCUUCCUCAUGGAAUUAUAUUUAAAAAAGAAAACCUUUUUCUGCGUGCUUGUUUAUUAAGAAAUAUUUUCUAUUGUUAAAAAUAUUCUGUUCUACUAUUUUUAUGAACUAAAAGCUGCUUUCGUAGAGAGAAGAAAACUGCUGUUUAUGAGGAGACACCCAAACCUCCGUGUCUGGCAUCCUCACACAAAUCCAGAUGAUUUAUUUUAUGGUAUAGCAUGCUACUCACAGUACGGCUUACCACAGCCAUUAACUCUCCUCUAAUCUGUUCUAGCAUGCACUGCCUGCAAGCCUGUGGCUCUUACAUGCAUGCUUUGAUGAAACAUUCAUACAGGCCCAGCAGCGGACACACAGUGAGUCUGUUUUAAUGUAGUCCUCAUGCAUGCGCUAAAGGUAGCGGUCCUCUUGAAUGUAAGGUGCUUUUUUGACCUGUGUCUUCUUCAUGAGUUUGGUGUGCGAACCUUUUUGAGGACAUUUUCAGGACGGUUUGACAUCAGGCUGGGGGUUCCCCCUCCUCACCGCUCCUGCUGUAGUCAACAGGUAGCUGGUUUUCAAAUGUGCCAACCUAUUUUCAUAAACAUAUCAAACUUUUCGUGUUGAGCUGUAGCACAACCGAAUGUGUGGCUACGGUUAUUGUGGAUUUCCUUUUGUUGAAUGCCUGUAUUUUUACUGUUUGAGCUGUUCCUUAACAGUUUUGUAACUCAAAAUGAUGGCAAGUGUUGAUUUUGGAGAGAUUUAUUUGGACACCAUAACCUGACUGACAUUAUGUUGUUGAACUUCUUAUCAUAUUUAAAAUAGAUUUUAAAGUCUAUAUAGUAGCUUAAAUGCUUACUUUGAGUUUCUAAGAUAAUAAAAAUGAGGAUUUUUUUAUACAUUUGCUUUAAACAGUUGAUGGAAAGGAGUUAUGUACAAUAUUUUUCCUGUAAAUUGGAUAUUUUCAUACUGUAUGAUACAGGUUUUAAUUGUUAUAUGUAGGUAUUACUAGCUAUUAUUGUACAUUAAGUCUUUUUCAGAGAUAUAUUAUGAAUGAUCCGAUAUUUGUCAAGUUCUUUUGUUGAAGAUGUAUUUAUUGAGAUGUUUUAUGUGAAUGUAAAUUUUGUUAAAGACGAUAUUUUAUACUUAGUGUUUGCACUGCAAUGAUAUUGACGUAUUAUGAUUCUAAAAAUAAAGCCAGUGGGGACGUGUCUCCUGGAGUAAGA